Messenger RNA from Schizosaccharomyces octosporus yFS286, 1246 nucleotides. RefSeq names its product ribosomal protein subunit S26. The record is from RefSeq and is a predicted model, not a curated record. The coding region runs from base 269 to 1084 and encodes 271 amino acids. The transcript has a single exon. Lineage: Eukaryota; Fungi; Ascomycota; Schizosaccharomycetes; Schizosaccharomycetales; Schizosaccharomycetaceae. Gene Ontology annotation, molecular function: metal ion binding; superoxide dismutase activity. Gene Ontology annotation, biological process: superoxide metabolic process.
CGUAUUUCAUACUAGGAUAAAACUGUUCUUUAGAAGCGUAAACAAAAAAUAGUAUUUUAUUCGGAAGUAAAAGUGAUUUUAAAUAAACUAAAUAGUCAUAAAAACUAUCCGUUCUAUGGAUGCUGAACCGUCGUUUCGUGGUGAGAACCGCUGACCAGAAGCUUGCGUUUUCAGUUACCAUUGAACUUCGGGGUUUGGUAAAGUAAUGACUAAUAUCCUCAUUAAUUAGUUUCUUAAAGUAGCAUUUGUAUUCUUUAUAUAAAUUUCGAUGAAUUUCUUGAGAAUUCCUUCAGCAUUUCGCGGUGUUCGUUACACAAAUACACAUUCGUUUUUUUCGCAGUGUUUGAAGAGCAUACCUAGCAGAUUACAGAACAAACACCUUAAAUGCUAUCAUACAGUGCCCGAGAUACCUGAAAGGAACUUGACUCCACUGUUUAGCGAACAUGGAAUAAGGGUAGCUUGGGAUGAGCACCAGGGACAUGUCGUUAAGAGUUUGAAUGAUCGAGUAAAAGGGACCGAGCUGGAAGACCAUUCUAUUUUUAAUAUUGUCUUUCAAACAGCUGUGCUUCCAGAACAUGCAGCCACAUUCCAGUUUGCAAGUCAAGCCUACAACAAUCAUUUCUUUUUUGAGUCCUUGGUUAGUGCUGAAAAAGCAAAAGCAGAUCCCAAAGUUCAACUAGAAAAUAAUUCUAUUAUUCAGCAAGCUAUACGUGAAAAUUUUGAGUCUAAAGAAGCCUUGCUAUUGAAAAUAAAGGAACUCGCAUCUAAUACAUUUGGUGCUGCGUGGAUUUGGGUUGUCCUCGAUGACUACAACAGACUACAAGUGAUGCGGACAUUCCAGGCAGGAUCUCCUUUUUUGUGGAGUAGAUCGCAAUCGAAGGAUCCUCACCUCGUUCCCUCUGUACCUGAUCACAGUACGAGACCACGAAACUAUUCUCAUGUCCCAAUCAUCAACAUUUGUCUUUGGGACCAUGCUUAUUUUACAGACUUUGGUCUCUUUCAGCGCGAGCAGUAUAUUGAUACAUGGUUCCAAAGUAUUAAUUGGUCUGUGGUUGAAAAUCGACUCAAACAAUCUCUAGUCUAAAAUUCCGAGGCUUGAUUGUACAAAACAAAAUACACAUCUUUUGAUAAUAAGAAACUUACACUACGUUUCUAUAUACAUACACCAUAAGUGAUUGUAUUGAUAUAGCUGUAAAAACCCAAAUACUAAUAAACUCAAUAUUUAUAAAUAAAAACGAAAUGAAAC